Molecule: messenger RNA, 4867 nt
Organism: Uranotaenia lowii
Lineage: Eukaryota; Metazoa; Arthropoda; Insecta; Diptera; Culicidae
Gene: Gyc32E
Product: guanylate cyclase 32E
Exons: 19
Coding region: 706-4764 (1352 amino acids)
Biological process (GO): protein phosphorylation; cGMP biosynthetic process; receptor guanylyl cyclase signaling pathway
Molecular function (GO): peptide receptor activity; protein kinase activity; ATP binding
Source: RefSeq, a predicted model, not a curated record
GCUCCGGUAUAAGCUGUCCGGGAAAAUUCGUCCGGUCAGUCUAGUCUAACGGUUCCGCGAGUGAAAUGGUUAAGGAGAGGAAGGUGUGGUACAUAUCUUUUGGGAAUUCCCCUACCACCACUGAUGAUUGUUUUAUUUAACAGAAAAGUGAAAGUGAAACGACAGUUUGAUGACGGAUAUGUUUGUAUGGUUCUGUUGACAAAGUUUUGGAAAACCAAUAACUUUGCCAUUAAUUGUGUCUCGUUGUGCCCGACAGGAGGGCUCAAGCUCUCAUCUCAAAUUUACUGGAUACAAUGUGUUUAUAGUUACAGAAGAAACAAAAUGCUAGCGAUGGUGACUGGAAUUAAAUUCCGAUCUCUACAAAUCUAAUGAAAACAACGUAACUGGGCGAAAGAAUAAAAUAAACUAGGAAAAAUCAAGCAUGAUUGUUAUGUUAACCAACCCGUCAUCGAUUCUUUACGGCAAACGGAAAUCAAUUAGCUACAUCUUACAAACAGAUGAAAUUGUGUUACGAUUCAGUCCUGAUGGGCCCAACCGAGGAGGGAAAAUAAAAGUAAUGACACACACCAUCAGUUCAGUGAUCCCUUGAGGAUCUCACGACGAGGAAAUCCCACACUCGAUUUCGUCCGUCGUACCCGGUGAAGAAGAGAAAGACUAGUUGUGUGUGAGGACCCCCUGCCCGAACCCAAAGUGCCCAAUAUUGAAAUGGAACCAAUCAAGAAGAAGAAGAAGUGUCAACCGAAGAAGUGUGCCCGGCAGGGACGAAGAUUCGUGCUGCUUGUGAUGAUGCUGUUGGCCAAAUUGCCGUGGCUGCAAAUGUCCAUCAUCGGGGUGUCGUCUUCAUCGUUUAACUUCCUGAGGCGACCCCACGCUGGCUUGUGCGAUUGCCUACCAGCUGGGGGAGGAGGAGGAGGAGGAGGAGCAGUAGCAGGUGUGGGUGGAUCUGGAGACCGGGCGUCGUUUACCGGUAAUGGCACUAGUUGGUCCCCGAUGGCUGCCUCAAGGAGUGGCAGAGGAAGCAGAGCGUCAUAUCGCGAGACGGAAGUGCCAAUCGGAUUUCUUGCUGGCUAUGUUCAUUCGAAGGUGAUUCUUGGGGCGCUACUGUUGGCAAUCGAAAACAUCAACAACGACACUAAUCUGCUUCCGGGAAAAACAAUCAAACUGAAGCCGGUUGAUAUCGGGGCCCAGAAAUCGUUGAAAUCCUACGCCAUACGGAAAAUGACUGAAAUGCGAGACGACGGCAUUGCGGCCUUCAUCGGUCCGGACGAAACCUGCACCACGGAAGCACUGGUGGCUGCCGCCUGGGACAUUCCUAUGAUUUCCUAUAAAUGUGCCGAUGUAGCCGUUUCGGACAAAAGCGUCUAUACCAGCUUCGCCCGAACCCUGCCUCCGGCCACGAAAGUCUCCAAGAGCGUCGUGUCCUUGCUGAUGGCUAACAGUUGGCACUGUUUUUCGCUGGUAGCCGGGAAACAUCCAGCCUGGAGUAUGGAAAUCGCCCACGCAAUUAAGAUUCAAGCCGAAAACUAUAAUUUAACUGUCAAUCACUUCCGAGAGUACUCCGACUAUAUCCCGUCCAAAAUCCAUAAGUUGCAGAAAAUUGUGGACGAAACAUAUCAAACUACUCGAAUUUAUGUGUUUGUGGGUGACUACAUCGAGAUGGUAGAUUUCGUUAGGUGCAUGCAUUUUCGGAAACUUUUAAGCAGUGGAAAAUACAUGGUUAUUUCUAUCGACGAUGAGGUCUAUGACCCACACAUGAAACGCAACAUUUAUCAAGAAUAUUCGGACUUCUAUCAGAAGUACAAAGGCGAUACCAACAGCACGGUCGGCGGCAGCGGCGUUAUGAAUGGAAACCACUUGAAAGAAAAGUUUCCCAACAGAAAGCGAUACAGCUACAAAGAUGUCCAGGAUCGGCUGCACGAGGCGUUUGAAUCUGUGCUGCGUAUUUCGCCACUUUUUCCAAUGAAUCCACAGUACAAGGAUUUGUGUCAGCAAUUCAAAACCUAUGCCAAAAAGGAUCCAUUCCGUGUGCCACUGCCAUCUAGUAUGAAAAUUUUAAAUGAAUUACAGGUUCCGAUACACGCGGCCCACCUGUACGAUGCCCUUCUGAUUUACGCACGAGCCGCAACAGAAGUCCUCCGGGAGGGUGGCAAUCUUCGCGAGGGAAAACAGAUUAUGCGCCAUAUUUUCAACCGGUCGUAUCAUUCGAUACAGGGAUUCGAUGUCUACAUCGAUGAGAACGGCGAUGCAGAGGGCAACUUCUCGGUGAUAGCGCUGCAAAAAGACGAGAAAGCCAACAACUCGCUGCACAAGUCGAUGCAACCAGUCGGGAUGUUUGUGUACGGCGGAACCGGAAACAGCAACGGCAGCAACGGUCUGCCCGAAUUCAAAUAUCUCAACCCGGCCCGAUCGAUCAUGUGGAUCGGGGGUGGACCUCCGUUGGCCGAACCGCCCUGUGGAUUCCGUGGGGAAAAGUGCCGACCCAAGAGCCGCGAUUGGCGCUACAUCACCGGCAUGUUGGUGGCCGUCCUGUUCGUUAUCAUCUUUGCCAUCAUUCUUUUCAAACAUUAUCGAUACGAGCAGACCCUGGCCUGUCUCCUGUGGAAGGUCGAUAUGAAGGAUGUUACCAUUAUUAACUCACCGGAUGCCGUUUAUUUUAACGAUUCAAAGAAAAAGUUGACGCAGGUCUGUAGACAAAGUAUUUUGGCAGCGGGUGGCGAAACGACGAAACGUGCCUUCACUAAUAUAGGACUCUAUCGAGGAAACAUUGUUGCCAUCAAGUACGUCCACAAGCGUUCCGUAGACAUCACCCGAGCCAUCCGGAAAGAGCUAAAACAGAUGCGGGAGCUACGGCAUGAGAAUCUUAUCACCUUCAUCGGGGCCUCGGUAGAUCAUGGAACGGUGGCCAUCCUGACCAGUUACUGUGCCCGCGGCAGUUUGGUGGAUGUUCUCGCCAACGAAGAUCUCUCUUUGGAUCACAUGUUCGUGUCGUCACUGGUCAGUGACAUCAUCAAGGGGCUGAUCUAUCUGCACGAUAGCGAUGUUGGAUCGCACGGCAACUUGCGAUCCAGCAAGGUUCUGAUCGAUUCACGUUGGGUUGCUCAGAUCUCCGACUUCGGAUUGCACGAGUUUAAGUCAUCGCAGGAGGAACCGAAUAAAUUUGAAAAGGAGCUGCAAAGAAGUCUUUGGAAAGCUCCUGAAAUUCUUCGGAAUCCGAAUACUCCAGCUAGAGGCACCCAGAAGGGUGACGUUUAUUCAUUCGGUUUGAUCCUUUAUGAUAUAAUUGCGAGAAAAGGACCAUGGGGUGAUAUUGGUUUGAGCCGUCAAGAAAUCCUUGCACGAGUUAUUUCGCCACAAAAUUAUGGCAUCUUUCGGCCACUAUUGAGGGGUUUGGACACCCCGGACUAUGUUAUUCAAUGUUUGCAAGCCUGCUGGGAGGAAGAUCCUGAAGAACGUCCGGAUAUUCGGUUGGUUCGAAUGAAACUAAAGCCGAUGCAAGCUGGACUAAAACCCAAUAUUUUCGACAAUAUGUUGGCUAUAAUGGAAAAGUACGCCUACAACUUGGAAGGGAUUGUUCAAGAAAGAACGAAUCAACUCACGGAAGAGAAGAAAAAGACGGAAUCCUUAUUGCUGCGAAUGUUACCAAGGAGCGUUGCUGAAUCACUUAUGCGCGGAGAGCGCGUUGAAGCGGAAUGUUUCGAUUGCGUUACGAUCUUCUUCAGUGACCUAGUCGGUUUCACAGAAUUGUGUGCCCAGAGCACCCCUUUCGAGGUGGUCGAAAUGCUAAACGACCUGUAUACCUGUUGCGACUUCAUCAUAUCCAGCUACGACGUCUACAAGGUGGAAACCAUUGGCGAUGCGUACAUGGUAGUAUCGGGGCUUCCGAUACGCAAUGGAGAUCGGCACGCGGGAGAAAUUGCCUCGCUGGCGUUGCAUCUGUUGAAGUCGAUAUCGAAGUUGGAGAUAAGACAUCGCCCAGGGGAGUUCGUUCAGAUUCGGAUUGGAAUCCAUUCGGGUCAAUGUGUAGCCGGCGUUGUGGGUUUGAAGAUGCCUAGGUAUUGUUUGUUUGGAGACACUGUUAAUACUGCUUCCCGGAUGGAGAGUAAUGGAGAGGCGUUGAAGAUUCACAUUUCUUCGGUAACGUACAAUUUGCUGAAGAAAAUCGGUGGCUACAAGUUCGACGAACGUGGAAUUGUUCAUAUAAAGGGAAAGGGUGAUAUGAGAACCUUCUGGCUGGUCGGGGAGGAUGACCAGAAAAAGAUGGACCGUUUCGGAUCCAAUGAUGCAGUUACUAACAUUUCUCUCUCGAUUAUUCCCGACUUGAUACGGUCCCCUGGUCAAUCGGACUCCAAUCUAACGAGUUCAAUCCAUCAACUAAGCAGGAAUAAUUCCUCGUUUGCCAUACCACCACACAGUUGUAGCAAUCAGGAAAUCCCAGUUCCGAACGGGCCCUAUAAUCUGGGUUGCUACAUCUGCCGGAAGCGCAAACGAGUGUUUCAACAAAGAUCGGCACUGGAUUCAAAUCGUGGAACGUCUCAAAAUUUCCACAUCAUCGGAAGUGGUCCUCUGCUGAUGACCGAAGGUGCCGGGGCAGCGCUGGAACCGGAAGGUCAACUUAUUGCUGCGCGAGCCAGCAAGCUGGAUGACAGUUUCUGUACCUGUCGGCAGCAGUAUUGCCUGCUGGAUUACUACAACGAUAGCCUCAUGACCGUGAGGACCAUCCGGGAGCCGAGAUCGGCACCGAUGAUAACCUUCAUGCAUCAGUGAAUGGGAUUAAGAUGGGAGGAAUAAUGAAAUGGUUUCACAACGUUAGUGUUUAUAUACAAUUUUGUAAGGACUUAUAAUUAUGGAUGUACCAGAUGUACUACAA